AUGGCAAUCUCUCUCUCAUCAGAUACCAAGGAGAACAUCAAUUCACUGCAGGAACCUCAAGAUCAGGCUAUCAGUACCAGGAAGAUUCCAUGGAAUGCAAAGUGGCUUUCAGGAGAUGAUGCAACACUCCUUGACUCUCUCAAGACCUUUGCUGAUGGAAACUCAGCUGAUAAUGGCACCUUCAAGUCUGCAGUAUUUACAGCUGCUGCUAAGGCCCUCAAAGACAGCCACAAAACCAGUGGGGGUGCUCUGAAAACUUCGAAAAGUUGCUCACAUUGUUGGGCCACUACAAGAAAGAUUGUCAUUGCCAGUGACAAAGUGUGGGAUGAUUACCUCAAAGCUCAUCCUGAAGCCAAGGUUUGGUGUUCAACACCAUUUCCCCUCUAUGAUGACAUUGUUGUGCUCAUAGAUGGGUGUCAUGCCAUGGGUGAUGGGGCACUACACAUCAAUAGUGUUGGACACAAGACAAGCCCUCCAUGGCCAAGCACACUUGUUCUCGAUGACAAGGAUGAUGUCUUUGUAGGUGAGGAUGGUGAGUCUGAAUCAGCUGAUGAGAAAGUGGUAUUAUCACCAACUUCAACCAGAGUCCAUAAAAAAUGUUCCCAUGCAAAGCUGACUGGUCCAGCAGCAAUUCUUGGAGUAGCUGAUGCUCUCAAGUCUGUUGCUACAUCUUUCACUGCUCCUACUAAUUUUCUCAAUGAUGUUCCCAGUACUCUGAAACAUCAUAUUAAUGCCAUCCAGGCUGUUUGUACUGAUGCUUCCUUAUCUUCUGACAAAUGUGCCAAGGUUGUUGUUCUAUUUACCAAGGAUGUAGCUAUUGCAGAUGCCUACACUGCCAUUUCAGGUGUCCCUCUCCAUUCUAUGUACAUUUGUCUUGAACUCAGAAAAAUGUAG
This is a messenger RNA of Suillus subaureus, 894 nucleotides long. RefSeq lists its product as uncharacterized. The record is from RefSeq and is a predicted model, not a curated record. Lineage: Eukaryota; Fungi; Basidiomycota; Agaricomycetes; Boletales; Suillaceae. The transcript has 4 exons. Bases 1 to 894 code for a protein of 297 amino acids.